Ctenopharyngodon idella (grass carp) is the source of this 806-nucleotide messenger RNA. Its product is annotated as hemagglutinin/amebocyte aggregation factor-like. Gene Ontology annotation, cellular component: extracellular matrix. The transcript is spliced from 5 exons. Lineage: Eukaryota; Metazoa; Chordata; Actinopteri; Cypriniformes; Xenocyprididae. Gene Ontology annotation, biological process: collagen fibril organization. The record is from RefSeq and is a predicted model, not a curated record. Bases 85 to 606 code for a protein of 173 amino acids. Gene Ontology annotation, molecular function: extracellular matrix structural constituent.
AGGAACAAGGAAACCGAAAACAUAGCAAAACCAGCUCACUGUGUAAAACAGACACAGAAAAAGCAAGACAUAACCCUGACAACCAUGAGGAGAGCUGCUUUAUUUCUACUGCUGAUCGGUCUUUUGGCCAAUGGACAAGAGUUACGCUGGGAAAAUGCCUAUGAUCAGCCUCUAGAUUUUAAGUGCCCUCAAGGACAGACAAUAUCCUACAUAAAGAGCGAACAUAAAAAUCGUCACGAGGACAGGCUGUGGGAGUUUGGCUGUAAAGACACUUUUGACUCGGGUUCAGACUGUUUCCUGUCACCUUACGCCAAUGAUUUUGACAAACCGUUCACCUUUGAGUGUCCACCACACCACAUCAUGGCAGGAAUGAGCAGCAACCACAACAACAAGCACGAGGACAGACGGUGGCAGUUUUACUGCUGUAGAAGUAACGGCCACUGUACUGCUAACUGUGAGUGGACUACUUAUGUGAACUGGUUUGAUGAGUAUUUCCACUGGACCGUACCAAACCAGAACUACCUGGUGGGUGCUGAAAGCUACCAUGAAAAUAAACACGAAGACCGGCGCUGGAAGUACAUGUACUGUACCAAAGUGCAAUGCUGAGACACUCACAAAUUCCUCCAAAUGCAAAUACACUAAAAUUCAAAUCUGAAAUAAACACAAGAUGGAAAGAUAGUGUCUUUAUUGACCUACAAAUUUAUGAAUUAAAAUGUUGAUAGGUCUAAUACUAUAAAUGUUUACAAGUGUCUUGAAGUAAAAUCUGUCUUUUUUUUUUGCAAUUAUCAAUAAAAUGGAGUAUCAGA